ACGUGAGUGACCAGGCGCCUACGUGGGCACCAGCCCCCGCGCCCGCCCGCCCGCCCGCCCGCCCUGCGGUCCCGUCCAGGCGCCCGCGCAGAAUCAGCUGUCUGAGCUGCCCAGGCGGCGGGGGAGCAGCGAGCGGGCUUCCGCGAGCCCGAGGAGGCACAAGCCUGUCCUGGGUACCCGCAGGUCUGCGCGUCUGUUGUUCCCAGCGCUCUGAGAGGCCUGAAAAGGAGGAGCAACCUGUCCAGAAUCCCCGCAGGACAGGAAAAAGAGAAAUCUCGACAUGGAAAAACCCUACAAUAAAAAUGAAGGAAACCUGGAAAACGAGGGAAAGCCAGAAGAUGAAGUAGAGCCUGAUGAUGAAGGAAAGUCAGAGGAGGAAGAAAAGCCAGACAUGGAGGGGAAGACAGAAUGCAAGGGAAAGCGAGAGGAUAAGGGAGAGCCAGGUGAUGAGGGACAACCGGAAGAUGAGGGAAGCCAGGAAAAGCAGGGCAAGUCCGAAGGUGAGGGCAAGCCACAAGGCGAGGACAAGCCAGCCUCCCAGGCAAAGACAGAGAGCCAGCCGCGGGCCGCCGAAAAGCGCCCGGCUGGAGAUUAUGUGCCUCGGAAAGCAAAAAGAAAAACGGACAGGGGGACAGACGAUUCCCCCAAGGACUCUCAGGAGGACUUACAGGAAAGGCAUCUGAGCAGUGAGGAGAUGAUGAGAGAAUGUGGAGAUGUGUCAAGGGCUCAGGAGGAGCUAAGGAAAAAACAGAAAAUGGGCGGUUUUCAUUGGAUGCAAAGAGAUGUACAGGAUCCAUUCGCCCAAGGGGACAACGGGGUGUCAGGGGAGUGAGGGGUGGAGGUAGAGGCCAAAGAGGCUUACACGAUAUCCCAUACCUUUAAUGCCUUUGGCCUUCCACUCUGACUUCUCUGAUGAGAUUAUUGCCAAUCCUGCUUUCCCUGGUAGAUAUUUGCCAGGCCCAAUGCUUUAACCUUAAGCUGAUAUUUUUGCUUUAGAUGUCAAUCUCGUUACCAGCAGCCUUUUGACCCAACUACAGCGCUCUAUAUUUUAGUAGAGGAUUUUCACCCAUGUGCAUGGAAAAGAUGUUCAUGACACAUUGUAAAAAAUAAAUAAAGAACAGUUUGCAGAACCGCAUAUACAGUAUCAGGCAAUUUUUAUAAAAAUGUAAAUGUUUGUAUAAUGCAUUUCUGCACAAAGAAAACUUUUAAAGCGUGUACACUGAAAAGUAGGCAAUGGUUAUUCCUGAAGGGCAGCCAAGAAUAGGUCUCACCUGUGUUCAAAAAUGAGUCCUACCACCUCUUUUAUGUACCUCCAUGACAUUCCUCUGCUGCUGUGCACAUCCCUGUGUCUUCCCUAGGUGUAGCCAGGCCAGUGGGCACUGUUGCUGGGUCCUCUAUCAUGUUCCUGGGUCCUCUAACAUGAGUGCUGGGUCCGCACACAUGUUCCUGGGUCCUCUAUCAUGCUAUGGCACCCCAAUGUGUGACUCUUUUACUUUGCUCACUCAUCUCUAUCUUUUCU
Chlorocebus sabaeus (green monkey) is the source of this 1519-nucleotide messenger RNA. It is a transcript of the gene TCEAL6, whose product is annotated as transcription elongation factor A like 6. NCBI's taxonomy places the organism in Eukaryota, Metazoa, Chordata, Mammalia, Primates, Cercopithecidae. The record is from RefSeq and is a predicted model, not a curated record.